Molecule: messenger RNA, 2361 nt
Organism: Arabidopsis thaliana (thale cress)
Lineage: Eukaryota; Viridiplantae; Streptophyta; Magnoliopsida; Brassicales; Brassicaceae
Gene: PATL1
Product: PATELLIN 1
Exons: 4
Coding region: 298-2019 (573 amino acids)
Cellular component (GO): cytoplasm; membrane
Molecular function (GO): lipid binding
Source: RefSeq, marked reviewed
UGGGAUAUAUAAAAAUAGAUAUAGUAACUAAUAUAAUGUUAAAUUGGUAAAAAUGGUUAGAAAAGGAAGUUUUAAAUUGGUGGAAGCAAAAAAGACGGCCGUUGGGAGAAAAGAAAGAGAGAGGACCCCACUGAGAAAAGAGGUGUUUCGAAUGAGCUGUCAAAACAGCUCCGACCAGUCUGUUCCCUUCUUCCAAAUUCCUCUGUUUUCUUCUUUUAAAAGCCUCCUCUUCUUCCUCUUCUCUCUCCUCACAACUCAAAACUCUCUCCAUCUCUCUUCUAAAAUCAGACAAGAAAGAUGGCUCAAGAGGAAGUACAGAAAUCGGCUGAUGUCGCUGCUGCUCCGGUGGUGAAGGAGAAACCUAUUACCGAUAAGGAGGUUACUAUUCCUACCCCUGUGGCAGAGAAAGAGGAAGUUGCUGCUCCUGUCUCUGAUGAGAAGGCGGUUCCAGAGAAGGAGGUGACUCCGGAGAAGGAAGCCCCAGCGGCGGAAGCGGAGAAAUCUGUUUCGGUGAAGGAGGAAGAGACGGUUGUUGUAGCUGAGAAGGUUGUUGUUUUAACUGCUGAGGAAGUUCAGAAGAAGGCACUUGAGGAGUUUAAGGAGCUUGUAAGGGAGGCUUUGAACAAACGUGAAUUCACUGCUCCGGUGACGCCGGUUAAGGAAGAGAAAACAGAGGAGAAGAAAACAGAGGAGGAAACUAAAGAGGAAGAGAAAACAGAGGAGAAGAAAGAAGAGACAACGACUGAGGUUAAGGUUGAAGAAGAGAAACCGGCGGUUCCAGCGGCGGAGGAGGAGAAAUCAUCAGAGGCUGCUCCGGUUGAGACCAAAUCUGAGGAGAAACCUGAAGAGAAAGCAGAGGUAACAACCGAGAAAGCAUCCAGUGCCGAAGAAGAUGGAACCAAGACCGUGGAAGCAAUCGAAGAAUCUAUCGUCUCUGUUUCACCACCUGAAUCCGCCGUAGCACCUGUCGUGGUAGAGACUGUCGCCGUUGCUGAGGCAGAGCCAGUGGAGCCGGAAGAAGUCUCGAUCUGGGGAGUUCCACUACUCCAAGACGAGAGAUCUGACGUGAUCCUCACGAAAUUCCUCCGUGCAAGAGACUUUAAGGUCAAAGAAGCUUUAACCAUGCUUAAAAACACCGUCCAGUGGCGUAAAGAAAACAAAAUCGACGAACUCGUUGAAUCCGGAGAAGAAGUGAGUGAGUUCGAGAAGAUGGUGUUUGCUCACGGUGUUGACAAAGAAGGACACGUCGUGAUCUACAGUUCUUACGGUGAGUUUCAGAACAAGGAGCUUUUCUCCGACAAGGAGAAGCUUAACAAGUUCCUCAGCUGGAGGAUUCAGCUACAAGAGAAGUGUGUGAGAGCUAUUGAUUUCAGCAACCCUGAAGCGAAGUCUUCGUUUGUGUUCGUCAGCGACUUCAGGAACGCUCCAGGACUUGGUAAAAGAGCCUUGUGGCAAUUCAUCAGACGCGCUGUUAAACAAUUCGAGGACAAUUAUCCUGAAUUCGCCGCUAAAGAGCUAUUCAUCAAUGUCCCAUGGUGGUACAUUCCAUACUACAAAACAUUCGGAUCUAUCAUCACAUCCCCAAGGACUAGGAGCAAGAUGGUCCUUGCUGGUCCAUCCAAAUCUGCCGAUACUAUUUUCAAAUACAUAGCUCCUGAACAAGUUCCCGUUAAAUACGGUGGACUUAGCAAAGAUACUCCUUUGACCGAAGAAACCAUAACGGAAGCCAUCGUUAAACCGGCAGCAAACUACACUAUUGAAUUGCCUGCUUCUGAGGCUUGCACGCUUUCAUGGGAGCUUAGGGUUUUGGGUGCUGAUGUGAGCUACGGAGCUCAGUUUGAGCCAACCACCGAAGGAAGCUAUGCUGUGAUCGUCUCUAAGACACGGAAGAUUGGAUCAACCGAUGAACCGGUGAUAACCGAUUCUUUUAAGGUGGGUGAACCGGGAAAGAUUGUGAUCACAAUCGACAACCAGACUUCCAAGAAGAAGAAAGUGCUCUACAGGUUCAAAACUCAAUAAAAGGUCUGAUCUUUGAAAUCCAAAUCCAAGGAAGAAGCAAAAAAAAUGUUAUUUUGUUAUUUGGGGGAAACAAAUUUUAAUUAAUUAAUUUAGUUUGUUAUUUAUUAUGUAAUUUUGAAAUCUCAAGAUGUGGUUGUGUUUUUGCUUUGUUUUGGUAUUGGGGGUUGUUUUCGUGUGUGGAGAAUAUGUGAUUAAAAUUCAAAAGAAAGUAAAGAACACUUUGUUUCAUGAUUUCUUACCUUUAACUUUUUUUUGUUCCUACUUUUAUUUGUAAAAUUGUGUAAAUCUUAUUGUAUUUAUUACUUAUACUUAUCUUUAUGUUUCUAUUAUCUUUACUUCUUG